CGCCGCUAUUUUGCGGCACUGCCAGUCGCGAUCUUGUAUCGACAAUUUGUCUAUUGCUCUUCCCUUGGCACUGGACUUGGCUGAUGAAUAGUGUCCUUGUGCCUCGUUACAUGACGCUGUAUAAACUACCAUGGACCUAUCAGCUGCCUCGUACUUUUCUGCCCCUCGAAUGCCGCCAACAAAGCCGCUGGCUGUCAGAUGAGCCGUGCCGUUAUGUUUCCCCUCCCGCAGCUUCCCCAGGUUGUGGCAGACGCCUCCUUGUAUAAGACAGCCGCCGUGCUCUUCCCUUCUGCGAACGGCAGAUCCCUCUUUUUCGAGUGGAUUGAUAAUUUAUUCUCCUACAACAUGGCUUCCCUACAUCUGGGAAAGCUCCUAACUACUUUGAUAUCGUUCUUUUUGGUCGCCAGUGCCCAGAGCUCAUGGGACCACGAGCUGUUUACAAGCAGCCCCCCAGUCUACCCGAGCCCUUCUACUGAUGGGAAUGGAUGGGAGGAUGCAUUCGCCAAGGCACGCAUAUUUGCCGCGAACCUGACUCUAGAUGAAAAGGCCGGACUCCUCACAGGAAACAUUCGGGGCCCAUGUGUUGGGAAUCUCGUACCAAUCGCGAGACUCGGUUUCAAGGGACUUUGUAUGCAAGAUGGCCCUGCAGCUCUUCGACAAGCAACCUUCGUGUCUGUCUUCCCUGCUGGCCUUACCAUUGCCGCAACAUGGGACCGGAAUCUUAUGAAUACACGAGGUUCAUACUUGGGUGCUGAGUUUAAGGCUAAAGGAGCACACGUUAUGCUUGGACCUGUGGCUGGGCCGCUAGGUCGCUCUGCAUUUGCUGGAAGGGGGUGGGAGGGUUUCUCACCUGAUCCGUAUCUUACGGGAGUAGCUAUGGAGGAAACGAUCACUGGGAUCCAAAGUACCGGCGUGCAAGCCAAUGCUAAACACUGGAUCGGUAAUGAACAGGAGACUCAAAGAGUUCCCUCCAACAAUGGAGGUGUCAAAAUUGAUGCUGUUUCCUCCAACAUCGACGAUAGGACGAUGCAUGAAGUGUACAUGUGGCCCUUUGCAAACGCACUCCAUGCUGGAGUUUCUUCGGUGAUGUGUGCAUACAACCGCCUUAACGCAUCCUACGCUUGUCAGAACUCGAAGAUUCUGAACGGCUUGCUGAAGGAAGAACUCGGCUUCCAGGGAUAUGUCGUCAGUGACUGGGGUGGCACUCAUUCAGGCGUUGCGUCUGUCAAGGCCGGUUUGGACAUGGAUAUGCCAGGUGCGAUCGAUUUCCAAUCACCAGGACCUUCAUAUUUUGGAGGAAAUUUGACAAUCGGGGUAAAUAACGGAUCUUUAACGAUGGCUCGAAUCGACGAUAUGGUGCACCGCGUUAUGACGCCUUACUUCUUCUUGAAACAGGACACAAGUUACCCGUCUAUAGACCAAUCGUCGGCCCCACUGAACAAAUGGAUAAUUCAUCCUUACCUACAGUCCUUUGUUUAUGGCGCCAAAGCCAACGUUGACGCACGCGGAACGCAUGCAAAGCUCAUCCGCGAUGCGGCAGCUGCGGGAACAGUGCUUCUUAAGAAUACGGGAAAUAUUCUUCCACUGAAGGCCCCAAAGAAUAUAGGAGUGUUUGGAAAUGACGCUGGUGAUAAUAUCAAUGGUGUAUACACUCUCAACGUUAUCCGCGAUAAAGGGUUCGAAUAUGGUACCUUGAUUAUCGGAGGGGGUUCAGGGACCGGUCGACCUACAUACGUUGUGACGCCGAUGGAUGCAAUCAAAGCACGCGCGGCUGCUGAUGGGUCUAUGGUACAAUUCAUUCUCAAUAACAACUACCUAGCCAGCGACCCUGACCUUGCUUUCUCCACAUUUGCCCCGUUCCCUCCCGACGUUUGCCUGGUCUUUAUCAAAACAUGGGCUACAGAAGGUUCUGAUAGGACCACUCUCGAAGCCGAUUGGAACAGCGGGGCCGUCGUCAAGAACGUCGCUGAUCGCUGUCCCAACACCGUCGCUAUCACACACUCUGGGGGGCCAAACACCAUGCCUUGGGCCUCUCACCCAAAUGUCAAAGCCAUAGUCGCUGCCCACUUCCCCGGCCAAGAGAGUGGGAACUCAAUCGUUGAUAUCCUCUACGGCGUUGUCAACCCGAGUGGCAAGCUGCCAUACACAAUUGCCAAUUCGGAAGCUGAAGACAAGUUUGCGCCUAUCACCGAUUCCCCAGAACUGCGAGCAACGACAGAUCCAAACGCAUGGCAGUCUGAUUUUGAAGAGGGGCCACUGAUCGACUACCGUCAUUUCGACUACUACAACUCGAGCGUGCUAUACGAAUUCGGCUUCGGCUUGUCGUACACCACAUUUGGGAUGACAAACCUGGGAAUCACGAAAAUCGACGAGAAGGUUACGGCGCGCGCACCGGCUGCCAAGACAGCACCAGGAGGGAACCCGAACUUGUUCAAAACCAUCUUCCGAGUUACAGUUGCCGUGAGCAAUACUGGCGCGGUGGCUGGAGCUGCUGUGCCGCAGCUCUACCUCUCGCUGCCUCCAGUUGAUGGCAUUACGGCUUCACCGCUUAGGGUGCUGAGGGGCUUUGAGAAAGUGCUUUUGCAGCCUGGGCAGAGCCAGAUUGUGACGUUUAAUUUAAUGCGGAGGGAUGUGAGUUUUUGGGAUACAGUGAGUCAGGAGUGGGUUAUUGCGCCUGGGAAAAUCGGUGUGCAUGCUGGGUUUAGCAGUAGGGAUUUUAAGAUCGAGGGGAGCUUCACGCCGUUAUGAGGAGAUUAUGGAUGUUGUUGAAUGAUAUUGCGGUUUGAUAGGGCUGGAAGGGAUAUGGAUGCAUAUAUUUUAGGUUAUGGCGUUAAGGAGGUAUAUGGCUGGACAGGGUAGGCUUUGGGGCUUGAGGAAACCGGCAGUUAGUGGCCGAUGGUCAGUACAGAACACAACGGUAGCA
Messenger RNA from Pseudogymnoascus destructans, 2923 nucleotides. RefSeq lists its product as uncharacterized. Gene Ontology annotation, biological process: glucan catabolic process. NCBI's taxonomy places the organism in Eukaryota, Fungi, Ascomycota, Leotiomycetes, Thelebolales, Thelebolaceae. The transcript has 6 exons. Bases 199 to 2748 code for a protein of 849 amino acids. The record is from RefSeq and is a predicted model, not a curated record. Gene Ontology annotation, molecular function: beta-glucosidase activity.